AUGAAAAACUACGGAUUGAUCAGGGAGGGGGCUGGUAAGGCGGUUCUGCGAGCUAUUCCGGUGCCCAAGCUUCGAGAGGACUAUAUCCUGGUCAAAACGGCCUUUAUCGCACUCAAUCCUACAGAUUGGACUACUCUCGAUGCUGCUGGAGACGAUGGAACUAUUGUUGGAUGUGACUAUGCCGGUGUUGUAGAAACGGUUGGUAAAUCUGUCAGAACGCCAUUCAAACAGGGGGAUCGCGUUGCUGGAUUUGCCCAUGGAGGAAAUGAUGCCAACCCCGAAAACGGAGCUUUUGCCAGGUACAUCGCGGUCAAAGGCGACACUCAGCUACAUAUACCAGAUGGUGUGAGCUUUGAGGCAGCGUGCAGCGUUGGUGUUGGUGUUACAACCACAGGCUAUGCUCUAUACCAUGUCCUUAAGCUUCCUCUUCCGGGAUCGAUGCAACAACCGAGUGAUAAGACCAUUUUGGUUUAUGGUGGAAGCACUGCAACCGGCACGAUCGCCAUUCAAUUCGCAAAGAUGUCUGGAAUGAGAGUUGUCACCACAUGCUCCCCGAAGCAUUUCGAAUUGAUGAGGCAGCUAGGAGCUGAUCUCGUUUUCGAUUAUCACGUUCCUAAGGUUGGAGAGAAAAUCCGGGCUGCUACGGACGACAAACUGAAAAUCGUGUUCGACACAGUAAACGUGGAAUCCUCGGCAGCAAUAUGCGCCGAUGCAAUUGGUCCCGAUGGCGGCAGGUAUUGUAAUCUACUAGGCCUGGAUUGUCCGCGGUCUGACGUUCAAUCAACCUUCUUUCUCGGUUAUUCUGUGUCCGGCGAAUCGUACAUCUUUGAGGGAGAAAAGUAUGACGCUCGUCCUCAGGACUUUGAUUUUGCGUCCAAGUUUAUGCGAAUAGCUGAAAAACUGUGGGAUGAAGGAAGAUGGAAACCUCAUCCACAACGAGUCGGCUCUUGUGGGCUUUUGGGUGCAUUGGCUGGAAUGGAUGAGAUGAGGAAGGGCAGGUAUAGUGGUGAGAAGCUGGUCUAUCGCGUUGAAGAGACGACAUGGCCCUAG
Talaromyces proteolyticus is the source of this 1050-nucleotide messenger RNA. RefSeq names its product putative zinc-binding oxidoreductase ToxD. The record is from RefSeq and is a predicted model, not a curated record. NCBI's taxonomy places the organism in Eukaryota, Fungi, Ascomycota, Eurotiomycetes, Eurotiales, Trichocomaceae. The transcript has 4 exons. Bases 1 to 1050 code for a protein of 349 amino acids. Gene Ontology annotation, molecular function: oxidoreductase activity, acting on NAD(P)H.